ACUUCUGGGUCUGAGGAGGGAAGGGGUUAAGGGUCAGGGGUGCUGACCCAUGAGCAGUGGGCGUUCCCCAUCCUGCUUCCUGAACUCUGUCUCUCCAGCCCCAGCAGAAGAGGCCCUUCCUCUGUGGCAGCCACAGAGGCUCAGACAGGACACAUGGCAGGCCCCCUGCUCCAGCCCCUGCUGCUCCUACUGCUGUCCUUCGCCCUGGGAUCUCCUGGACAAGCAGCCCAUGGCAACGGGGAAAGGAUUAUCAAUGGAGCUGCAUGUCCACGAGGCUCCCACCCCUGGGAGGUGGCCCUGAUGCGGGGCAGGGACACACAGUGUGCAGGCGUGCUGAUUCACCCGCAGUGGGUGCUCACCGUGGGCCACUGCCGACAACUCGCCUACAACGUGCAGGUGGGCAGCCAUGUGUUGAACGACCCCAAAGCCCAGGUGAUCCGGGCCACGGAGUCCUUCGUCCACCCCCAGUAUAACGACGCCAAAAAGCUGAAUGACAUCAUGCUGGUGAAGCUGAGCCGCCCGGCCACGCUGUCGCCGACCGUGAGGACCAUGGCCAUUUCUUCCGAAUGCGUGAGACCUGGGACCACGUGCGAGGUUUCUGGCUGGGGCAGCAUCACCGGCCCCCCUUUCGAGACCUAUCCGUCGGAGCUCAUGUGCACAAACAUCACCGUCAUCCGCCUGGAGGACUGCAGGAGGCACUUCCUGUACCUGAGGAGACCCUACAUGUUCUGUGCAGGCACCCACAACAGCAACACCAACGCCCACUUGGGGGACUCCGGGGGACCACUGGUGUGCAACGGCGCCCUGCGAGGCCUCGUGUCCCGGGGGCCUUCGACUCCGUCCCUGAACCCCGUCGUCUUCACCGCAGUAUGCGGAUUCGUCGAAUGGAUAGAGAACACCAUAAGAAGUCAUUCCUAAUCACUCCCUACGCCCAUCUCUCGCUUACUAGGCCCUGAACAGGAAAUUCACAGAAAUAAAGCAUCAAUUAUAUA
Molecule: messenger RNA, 992 nt
Organism: Pipistrellus kuhlii (Kuhl's pipistrelle)
Lineage: Eukaryota; Metazoa; Chordata; Mammalia; Chiroptera; Vespertilionidae
Product: kallikrein-7
Exons: 5
Coding region: 154-918 (254 amino acids)
Biological process (GO): positive regulation of antibacterial peptide production; proteolysis
Molecular function (GO): serine-type endopeptidase activity
Source: RefSeq, a predicted model, not a curated record